AUGAAUCUCUAUACGGAAGCUGGAGGCCUUUUCGGCACACACGUUACUUGGAGUGACAUUGAAGGAGACAUGCAACGCGAACUGAACACCACUGCCUUUUUUGGACCAAAUAAGUCGGCUAAAGAUAUAGGAGAAGGCAAUUCUACCCCUCCUGAUGGCCUACCACCUCAUCGUUUGGCUAAGUGUGGAGAACGAAACUCUGAGUCCCAUACAUGUGUCACUUUUGGAGGAUUCAUGUCAAAAGUCCUACUUAUUGAACCCGAUUGGCAGCACAAAGACAAAGAAGUACCGGAAAAAUUUGUGGCUAAGAUUGUAACCCAGCUCGCUGUGCACAAACUUUCGGCAGAAGUUGCAGAGCAGAAGAAUGUAAAGAAUAUAUUCAACAAUCCCGAAUUUAGGGCUAGCCUGGAGAAACGUCAGAAAAAGGCAAGCACUUAA
Haemonchus placei is the source of this 438-nucleotide messenger RNA. The record is from the annotation of a GenBank genome assembly. NCBI's taxonomy places the organism in Eukaryota, Metazoa, Nematoda, Chromadorea, Rhabditida, Trichostrongylidae.